ACCAACAAAGUCUGGUAUGGCUUAGAGUUAACACAAGAAAGAACCGAUACAAAAACCUUAACUGUCGAACAAGUACAAAGCAGGACAGUGCAGUCCAGUGUGCAAAACUUGCUGGCAGACAUACAAAAUGGCGACGAGCUCCGACCCGAAUAACUCAAAUCCCCCCGACGACCCGAACCCCAGCUCCGAAAUCUACACCUACGAAGCCCCAUGGCACGUCUACGCCAUCAACUGGUCCGUCCGGCGCGACAAGCCUUACCGUCUCGCCAUCUCUAGCCUCGUCGAACACUACCAUAACCAAGUUCAAAUCGUCCAUCUUAACGAUGUUGUUGGCGAGAUUAAACCCGAACCGGGUCUCACUUUCACUCAUCCUUACCCACCCACCAAAACUGUUUUUAUACCCGACCCGGAAUGUCAGAAGCCCGAUCUUUUCGCCACUUCUAGUGAUUUCCUGCGUAUCUGGGAGGUUAAGGGUGAUUCGGAUUCAGGUCGGGUCGAGCUGAAAUCGGUGCUGGAUGGGAAUAGGAGUAGUGGGUUUUGUGGGGCCUUGACUUCUUUUGAUUGGAAUGAGGCGGACCCGGGUCGGGUCGGGUCGAGUAGUAUUGACACUACUUGUACUAUUUGGGAUGUGGAGAGGGAAUGUGUGGAUACUCAGUUAAUUGCUCAUGAUAAGGAGGUGUAUGAUAUUGCUUGGGGUGGUGUGGGUGUUUUCGCUUCGGUUUCGGCUGAUGGGUCAGUUAGGGUUUUUGAUUUGAGGGAUAGGGAUCAUUCUACUAUCAUAUAUGAGAGCCCGGAACCCGAUACGCCUUUGGUUAGAUUGGGUUGGAACAAGCAGGACCCUAGGUAUAUGGCUACUGUUGUAAUGGAUAGUACUAAGGUUGUGAUUCUUGAUAUCAGGUAUCCUACAUUGCCUGUUGUGGAGUUGGAAGGGCAUUUGAAUAAUGCUAAUGCCAUUGCAUGGGCUCCACAUAGUGCUAGUCAUAUCUGUUCUGCUGGGGAUGAUAUGCAGGCGUUGAUUUGGGAUAUUUCGAAUAUGGGGAAAGCUGUGGAAGGUGGAUUGGAUCCAAUUUUGGCCUAUACGGCAGCUGCUGAGAUUGAGCAGUUGCAGUGGUCUUCAUCACAGCCGGAUUGGGUUGCUAUUGCGUUUUCAAAUAAGCUUCAGAUUCUCAGGGUAUGAAUUGUGUUCACAUUAUACCAUGUAGGUCACAUGUAAGACUUGUCAUAUAUCUUGUUUUCAUGUUUUGUUGACUGUAGAUUGUUUUUCAUAUUUUGUUGACUGUAGAUUUUUUCAUGUUUUGUUGACUGUAGAUUGUUGGGGAUCAACUGUUAUUCUUUUCCUUUAGAUUUGUGCUUGAAAAUAUGGUAAUUGACGAUAGAUUGAUGGGAA
Molecule: messenger RNA, 1387 nt
Organism: Daucus carota subsp. sativus
Lineage: Eukaryota; Viridiplantae; Streptophyta; Magnoliopsida; Apiales; Apiaceae
Product: WD repeat-containing protein LWD1
Exons: 1
Coding region: 128-1177 (349 amino acids)
Cellular component (GO): nucleus
Molecular function (GO): protein binding
Source: RefSeq, a predicted model, not a curated record